AUGGCCGCGUGGGUGGCGCGGGCCCCGGUGGCGGUGUGGCAUCGGCCGGGGGAUCGGGUCGGCCCCCCAUCGCGCCGCCGACAUGGUCGCCCCGAGACGCGUCGGCGGUGCGACACGAGCGGCGCGCUCGAUCUCGCCGCCGCCGCCGCGCGCGCUCGCCCCGCGGUGGACCUCUACGACCUCAGCGACACCCUCACCGAGUACUCCACGGCGUGGGAGUGGCAGCGCGCCAUCCUCGACCUCCGGCUCCGGCACCUCGCUCGAGACGACGCCGACGACGCGAUGCUCGAGGAGGCGAACGACGACGACGACGACGACGCGCCGCUGGGAUCGAGGGACGUGGUGCUCAUGGUCCAGCAUCCCCCGGUGGUCACCCUCGGCACCGGAUCCACCGCGGCAAACCUGAAGUUCGACCCCGACGCCCCGGACGCGCCUUUCCCGGUGCACCGCACCGAACGAGGCGGCGAGGCGACGUACCACGGCCCGGGGCAGCUCGUGAUCUACCCCAUCAUCAACCUCCAGGACGGGCACCACCGCCCGGACCUCCACUGGUACAUGAGGUCCCUCGAGGACGUCGCGCUGGCGACGAUGGAGUCGCUCGGCGUGGCGAGACCCGGCCGCGUCGACGGGCUCACCGGCGCGUGGGCCAACGUGAAUGCGUCGCCACCCGGCGCCGAAAGUCAUCGCGAAAGUCACGGCACCCCGGACGGCACCCCGGACGGCACCUCGGCACCCGGGGACAUCGCCGGGCGCGAGCACAAGCUGGCGGCGAUCGGCGUGCGCGCCAGGCGUUGGGUCACCUACCACGGGAUGGCGCUCAACGUCGACCCGAACCUCCAACACUUUCGAGCAAUCGUGCCGUGCGGCAUCGGGAACAGGCCGGUGGGGUCCGUGGCGCAGAUGCUUGGGGGACGUCCGGGUGUGGUGAGCGCGUUGGACGACGGGUCGUUGGACGCCGCUUUCGAGGGAUUCGAGGGAGAAUUCAUCGAUGGAACGCGUUGGCCCGGCGCGGACGACGCGCUGAUGCGGGCGGCGAGGACGGCGGCGACGGAUGCGUUUGAGCGAGUCUUUCGCGUCCGUCUGCGUCCGAGGCGCGGCGCUCCGGACGUCACAGCUGUCGGGGGUGACGGUUCCGGGCGGUGA
Molecule: messenger RNA, 1143 nt
Organism: Micromonas commoda
Lineage: Eukaryota; Viridiplantae; Chlorophyta; Mamiellophyceae; Mamiellales; Mamiellaceae
Gene: LIPB
Product: lipoate-protein ligase b chloroplast precursor
Exons: 1
Coding region: 1-1143 (380 amino acids)
Biological process (GO): protein lipoylation
Cellular component (GO): mitochondrion
Molecular function (GO): lipoyl(octanoyl) transferase activity
Source: RefSeq, a predicted model, not a curated record